UUGGGCUUUUGCCACAACUUAUCAACUCGUAACUCCUAAUUCUUAAUAAUUGCAAGUUUUUCGACAUGCGUUAUCAGAACUGGGACGUUCUUAUGUUCCCAAACGAAUUAUGUAAGAUUCCAUUACAAGAGUUCAAAACCUCCUGUCAAGUUGUUCAAGAUCCCGGUAUGUGCCUGCACUCAAUUUGGAGUUGAAUGCCUUUAGAGCUGAUGCCAUCACAGAAGUUCAUCAAUCACAGAGCACUGCUCUACUACUUCCCACAGUCACUUGUUUCGUUCCAAGCUUGCCUGCUGGAGAAUCUUUCAGAAUAUCUAUCCAUUCUUGGCAAAAUCCCGAAGCCAGCCGUUAUAUACAUCAGAUUAGUAGCAGACAUGCCGAGAAUGUUCUGUUUGAAGCCCGUGUAUUCGUCGAUGGACGAAUUGCUAGGUAAUUCCCAGCCAUUUAUUGCGGAAAGUAGCGGAAUUGACGAGUUCGCAGUACUAAACUUUUUCAUCGAAAUGGCCCAUGGCCAACAGUUCUCGAAACUAGUGUCGGUAAAUAUAGAACCUCCCUUUUGGACUGCACCACACACGGGCAUAACUAUACAAUGGAAUGACAGAGUGUCAAGGUGAUCUAACAACCCACAGAACUCGACAAACAGGGAGAUUACAAAAAACUCGAGUUUCCCGCUUUUCACCGCGAACUUCUCUCACAGAGUUAUUGGAACCCUGGAGACGACCUUGGGCGUGUGAAGGUAGUAGUAUCGGAAGGUGUUCCACGAGAUAAUCUCUCUAUGCCAUUUGAACGUAUCAAGAACCUAGUAGCUUUCUCGUUUCAGCAUGCCCCGUUAGGUAUAUCUAUUUACUAGCAUGUCCAUAAUGACAAAAUUAUCGAAUUAACGGCUCUUAGAUGUUCUCGAAGCCUCUUCUAUUGCAUGGCCAAAUGCGACUAUGUGGCGCCAGGUCUCUCUUGUCGCACCUUUCUAUAAUCACCACUCUUCACCAAAACGGGUAGAAGAAGAUCGUGAGGCUCAUGCGCACUCUCCACGAAAGCCUCCAGCCGUUGAGUUCAUGUCCUCACAGACGAAUUCUAUGCCACCACCACCACCAUUUUCAAAAGCUCCGAACUUUGACCCAUUCACUUCAGAACCGACACGUCCCUCCUUCCCAACCUGGCGUCGUCAAGGAACCUCGACUGAUACUUCUAUGCCAGAUCUCCCAAGUAAUUCUAGUGAACAGGCAGGAAGCACCCGGAAUGUGUCAGAUCCUAUGAUAAUUGAGAAAGCAUUUCGAAAUAAUGACAUGCAGAGUACGGGCGCGUACGAAUCUCUAUGUGAAGCAUUGUUACCACCUGUGCCUGAUAAUACACCGCAAAAUGAAUCUGAAGUUACAUUGGUGAACUCAAUUGCAAUUCGGCAGCCAUCUAUGCAAAGAGGGCCUAGCAGACCCUGCAUCGACCGUGUACCAACACCACGUGUACUUGAUGCACCAGAUACACCUGAAGGACUUGUAUCUCAAAUUGAAGAAGAUCGUUUCCUUUAUUCCAGAAGAUUAAGCUCCUCUUCAUUAAGUUACGCCAAGAGCAAUAAAGAAAAUGGUGGUCGAAGUCCAGGAGGUCAACCAGAAAUUCUUGGCCCUAACAAUCAGCGAAAUACAAGUGGUAGUUCUACUCGAAGAUCAUCUCAUCUUUUCACAUCGACUAAUGUAAUGGGUACCAAGAGACAAAGGAAUGUUACUCCUGCAUCCUCGAAAGCUAUUGAUGAUGAGGAUGAACCUAGAUCUUCUCCUUCAUUAAGAAAGGCUUCGAGACAAUCAAAUGCUAGUGGACAUAGUAGGGGAAAAGAUUCGGAGAGGAAAGUUUUAAGUGCAGUUGAUAAUGUUUAAGGAGCAAUUAACCACAAAGUAUAUAAGGCAGAAGUUGCAGCUCAAACUUUGAGUGUUUAUCAUUUCUGAUGGACACCAGCGUUAGAGACUUGAGGGGGAGGACUAAAUUAUUUAUUUGUUCAUG
Molecule: messenger RNA, 1986 nt
Organism: Sclerotinia trifoliorum
Lineage: Eukaryota; Fungi; Ascomycota; Leotiomycetes; Helotiales; Sclerotiniaceae
Source: the annotation of a GenBank genome assembly